Equus quagga is the source of this 7452-nucleotide messenger RNA. RefSeq names its product natriuretic peptide receptor 3 (gene NPR3). Gene Ontology annotation, molecular function: peptide hormone binding; natriuretic peptide receptor activity. Gene Ontology annotation, biological process: vasodilation; regulation of blood pressure. The record is from RefSeq and is a predicted model, not a curated record. The coding region runs from base 914 to 2527 and encodes 537 amino acids. Lineage: Eukaryota; Metazoa; Chordata; Mammalia; Perissodactyla; Equidae. Gene Ontology annotation, cellular component: membrane. The transcript is spliced from 8 exons.
UUCUCUAAUCCUUUUGUGUUUUGCUUUUUUUUUUUUUUUUUUUUUUUUUGCACGGUGUAUGUGUGCCUGCGCGCAUUUCUUUACUUUCCAACAUUUCCUUUUUAAAGCCCGGAACAGGAGAGAGCGCUGCCGCGUGCGGGGCGGGGGAGAGGCGGGGACCCCGGAGGCGGUGCGGUGCGGGCUCCUGCCCCUGCUGAAGUGGGCGACUGCGGCUUUAAGGAAAAUGCGGAGGGCUGGCGAGGAGUGGGGGUUAGGGACAGGGGAGGGGUGGGAAGGGUAGGGGUGCGGGGAGGAGCCCUGAUGUAAGAAUGUUAAUGACAGGCUCCCCCAGCCCAGCCCCCCCACCCCCACCCGCUGGAAAUACAAGCCCGGCCUCGGCGCGCCAUGUGUGGUAACACGCUCCGCCGCUGCCACGCUAUUUAAACGCGGGCUAUGGAUCCAGGAACCGGCGCGAAUCAAUGAGAUCAAACGCGAGGGAGAUGCACCGUCAAUUACAAGCACUGGGACAAGUCUAACUUUUUUUUCUUUUACAAAUACGCUUUCAAAAGCAAUCUUUGCAACGCCCAAAUAGGAAGCCAUCUCUGAGCAAAAUAGUAUAUAUAAAGGGAGGACGAAUAUAUAUAUUUAUAAGUAUAUAUAUAAAUAUAUUGCAGGCAUACAGGUUUACACCCGGUGAACUUUUUCUUCUUUUUCUUUUCUUUUCUUUUUUUCUUUUUUUUUAAAACGAGUGAGAUUGCAAAGAAGGACUCUUCCUCUCUAUCUUUUGGCAAGUUAGUGGAGGGGGUAUUCUGUUUUCUUAGAGCGCCCAAGGGGGCGCAGGGACCUGGGAGAGAAGAGUGGGGAGGAAAGAGGAAGGGUGGGUGGGGGGCAGAGGGCGAGUCAGCAGCGAGGGUAGGCGCUUUCCUGCGGCACGAUGCCGUCCCUGCUGGUGCUCACUUUGUCCGCGUGCGUCCUGCUCAGCUGGGCGUUGCUGGCUGGCAGCACGGGUGGCGGUGGCGGCGGGGGCGCGGGCCCGGGCGGCGGGCGCCGGGAGAGAGAGGCACUGCCGCCUCAGAAGAUCGAGGUGCUGGUGCUGUUGCCCCAAGACGAUUCGUACCUGUUCUCCCUGGCCCGGGUGCGGCCGGCCAUCGAAUACGCGCUGCGCAGCGUGGAGGGCAACGGGACCGGGCGGCGGCUUCUGCCACCCGGCACUCGCUUCCAGGUGGCCUACGAAGACUCAGACUGCGGCAACCGCGCACUCUUCAGCCUGGUGGACCGCGUGGCGGCGGCGCGGGGCGCCAAGCCGGACCUUAUCCUGGGGCCGGUGUGCGAGUAUGCGGCGGCACCGGUGGCCCGGCUUGCAGCGCACUGGGACCUGCCCAUGCUGUCGGCCGGGGCACUGGCCGCCGGCUUCCAGCAUAAGGACACUGAAUACUCACACCUCACGCGCGUGGCGCCCGCGUACUCCAAGAUGGGCGAGAUGAUGCUCGCCUUGUUCCGUCACCACCAGUGGAGCCGUGCUGCGCUGGUCUACAGCGACGACAGGCUGGAGCGGAACUGCUACUUCACCCUCGAGGGGGUCCACGAGGUCUUCCAGGAGGAGGGCUUGCACACGUCCGCCUACAAUUUCGAUGAGACCAAAGACUUGGACUUGGACGACAUCGUGCGCUACAUCCAGGCCAGUGAGAGAGUGGUGAUCAUGUGUGCGAGCAGCGACACCAUCCGGGGCAUCAUGCUGGCAGCGCACAGGCACGGGAUGACCAGCGGAGACUACGCCUUCUUCAACAUCGAACUCUUCAACAGUUCUUCCUACGGAGAUGGCUCUUGGAAGAGAGGAGACAAACACGACUUUGAAGCUAAGCAAGCAUACUCAUCCCUCCAAACAAUCACUCUACUGAGGACAGUGAAACCCGAGUUCGAGAAGUUUUCCAUGGAGGUGAAAAGUUCUGUUGAGAAGCAAGGGCUCAAUGAAGAGGAUUAUGUUAACAUGUUUGUGGAAGGAUUCCAUGAUGCCAUCCUCCUCUACGUCUUGGCUUUACAUGAAGUACUCAGAGCUGGUUAUAGCAAGAAGGAUGGAGGGAAAAUUAUCCAGCAGACUUGGAACAGAACAUUUGAAGGUAUUGCUGGGCAGGUGUCCAUAGAUGCCAAUGGAGACCGCUAUGGGGAUUUCUCUGUGAUCGCCAUGACUGACACGGAAGCGGGCACCCAGGAGGUUAUUGGUGAUUACUUUGGAAAAGAAGGUCGUUUUGAAAUGCGGCCAAACAUCAAAUAUCCUUGGGGACCUUUGAAACUGAGAAUAGAUGAAACUAGAAUUGUGGAGCACACAAACAGCUCUCCUUGCAAAUCAUCAGGCGGCCUAGAAGAAUCAGCCGUGACAGGAAUCGUUGUGGGGGCCCUACUAGGAGCUGGUUUGCUAAUGGCCUUCUACUUUUUCAGGAAGAAAUACAGAAUAACCAUUGAGAGGCGAAACCAGCAAGAAGAAAGUAACAUUGGAAAACAUCGGGAGUUACGGGAAGAUUCCAUCAGAUCCCAUUUUUCGGUGGCUUAAAAGGAAGUCUUUUCUUUCAGCCUGAGAUUCUUUAAGGAGAUAGAUGGGAUGAAAGACAUCAAUGGAACAGAAGGGGCGCUCUUGAAGAACUCAUUCUUUUAAGCAGUUAGUCAUUUCAUUUUAAAAUUUCUUUAGAAGCUCAGGAAUUAUUAUUAAUCACCAUAUGCCUCCCGGCCUUUCAUCUCACGACAAACACAUAUAAGAAUAUAAUGUCAUUCUGUUAAAUGUUCAUAGUGUUUCAAGGGCAUAUGAUUAGGUUUAUGUUUUGAAAAUUUGAUGUCUCCGUAUCUUGAUGGCUUUUGGGGGCCUUUCACACAAGGCUAGGGAAUGUGGUUUUCUUAAAUGAAAUGUUUAUGGCUAGAAUAAAAUCAUUUUUACAAGUAGAGUAUACUCGGAAAGAAUUUAACACCCAAGAAGAGGAAAAUGUAGUGAAAAUCUCAAGGUUGGACAUACAGCAUUCCUUUCUAUAGUGCUGGCCGACAGAUUCGAGGUUGAGGAUUGCUCUGUCCACUGUGUUCAUUCAGGUCCUGACUUCAUAUCUCAGAAAAGGAUUUGCUCUCUGUCUCCUUCAGUGUCUCAUAAAAGCUGCUCUGGAAAGUUGUAACUGUUAAUGAGAUAAGAGGAUUUAUACAAAAAGCAAAUCUAAAAUGUUUCAUUUUUUAAUGUAAAAAAAGAGCCCUAUUUCACACUAACAUUUUAUUUUUAAGUAUUUUAAUCUUAUAUUUUACUAUUAGAAAAUGUGUCUAUUUUUUCAUUUUGAAGAUUAAAUUUCACUUAUAUUUUAAAAGCGUGGGUGAAGUGUACAACAAACCAACAAUGAUGGAAGAUGCUUCUCUUUUUCUCCCUGUUUCCCUCUCCCCCUUGGCCAUAGCCAAAUCUAAUUGCUGCUGUAAUUAUGAAGAUCUAGAAAUGUAUUUGGAUUACAGAUGCCACAGGAAUACAUCAAUUUGCCUGUUUUAAAUGCAUGUUGUUUUAGCAUAGACCCCUUCUAAUUCUGGCCAAGUGAUGAGUUUUAAGAUCACAGGUGAAACUUACUAGAAUUAAGUAUGGUUUUGUAAAGGGAGACAGCCCUUUUUGCUCCAGAACAACUUUAUAGAGAGUUAAAACUUGACAGUAAGCACAGAAAUGAUAAAUUAAAAAAAAAUGUGUACAUGAUAUUUUACCAAAAUUUGCAGUGAUGGUUUUGAUUAAAAGAGAGAAUCUAAAAGCCACUAUAUUCCCUUUCAGUUCCCUCCACAGCUUUGUAGUCAUCCACUAAUAACCUGUUAACAGGGGGUGGGUGUGGAUAGAAGCAAUCUGGAUAAAACUGAGUAAAUAUUUAUUGAAUAUCUACUUUGCACCCGGUACUCUGCAUGUAGGUUUAAACUCAGGUUGCCACUUUCAUUUUUAAUUUGUGGAGGAAAUAGACAGUGAGGGAAGAAUGGGAAGUUACUGGAUUAGUGGACCAUCAUGUAAUUAUGUCAGUAGAGUCUUUCCUCAAUAAGAUUUUGAGCAUCUGGAAAAUAGUUUUAAAAACUAUCUUAAUGUCUAUGAGAGAUCAUGCAUAGGGAGGAAGAUAGGGGAAUUUAAGAAAAUAAGGGAAAAUAGGAAUCUGAGCAAUUCCUUUUAGUAAUGGAGGGCGUAGUUCCCACAGGGGAUGGUGGAGUCAGGGUGGGGGAGAGCUGCGUGUCCUGGAAGUUGGUUUGAGCGUGUUUCGCUGGAGGAGUCUGCCUCUGUCACUCUUGUGUGAGCCAGUCAAAGUGAAUGGGUUAUUUCUGCGGGAGGCACAUUUCCCUUCUAUUGUUUAAAAAUGGGACGCGGGCAGCUGGAGAAUAUGAUAAAAGAAUUAAUUAUGAUUAACUGAAACAACUAUGUUGUAGUUUUCCAUGCUGGAUGCAAAGGAAAAAGUGCUGAAUUCAAAAAAGGAUGGAAAAAGAAGGCAAGAAAGGCAAGUUCCAGAAAUUCUAAUGUAGGAAGAGAGUUUGGGAAGUGAAAUCCAGGAAGGCAAAACGUUAACAGCUCAGGACUCUGCUAAGUGAAAAGAGAAUGGAAGGUUUGCAUCCAUCUAUUUUUGUGAAUUGAGAGCUUGAGAAACUUGGUUAAGUUUUGAAAACUCCCUUAAGUUGGAAACAUUUGCUAAAAGUGUAGGUGUUUGGCCCAAGGCUAUCCUGGGUUAAGACCUCUGGAGAUUAUAAUUUAGGAUUUAAGUUCCUAACUGCUAAGCAACAUCUUUGACAACUAGUCAUUCAUACUCUGCCAGUAGCCACAUAUCAUACAGUAAAAUAAAUAGGGCUUUAGUUCUUAAAUCAUUCUAUUAAUUUUUACCCUGGAAUCCAGGGUGUUCAGAUUUUAAAAGGGAUACUUUAUCAGUAUUUUCUCAUCUGGCCAGACAUAAGCUGACAUUGUUACAGGUCAAAAUGAAUAUAUACUUUUUGUAUACUCUAAUGGCGUUGGAAAUAAGUAUAGAUUUUAUGGUCAUCAUUGUCACCUUCUUAGAUUUUUUUUCUGGACUCAGAAAUGAAAGCUUUCUCCAGAUGAUCACUUCUAUCCAGAAAGAACUUUCUGUAUGGAGUGCAUAUCUUCCCCCAGACUGACCACAGGUCCCGCGAGGAAGCCCCUGUAAACAUUACAUUUCUCGGAAGAACCAUCAGCUUGUCCUUUCCUGAACCACAGGCAUGGUUCCACCGGCUUUAAAGUAGUUCUUUACAUUUCAGAAGCUGUGUUUAAUGGAGUGAGGGCAGAAAUGUAUGGAAAGAGAAUGCCUCCUUUUCUCCUCUUCCCUAAUUUCAAAGACUUUUGCUUUGGAAUGUCCGGUCACUUCUCCGUAUUCACAGGCUUCUGGGAUCAUUAACUUAUUCAAGGCACCUGUGCCCUCUUUGACCCUAAUUUACCACUUUCCUGUGGUUGUCCCUGAUUUGGGGAAUGUAAGAUACACUGUUGGCAGUGAAAUUAAGGCCUUGCGUAGACCUCACACAGACAGUGAUAGGAAUUCAGAAAGUAGGUUCCAGUGACAUCACCACUUUCUUGUGAGUAAAUAUACAGUGGCUGUGUGUGGAAGCCUCUUUAGGAGCCCAAACAGAAUAUUAUGCCACUGGUAUUAAGGGAGUGUUUGUAAACUGAAAGGAAUACACACGCAUGUUUCUUGGAACACAAAGAACUCAGAUCCUGAGUGGAUACAGUCAUAAAGCCAAAUGCCAACCAAAAUUAGGCUCCUCGAUCUCUGUUUUGUGGCUCUUGUUUAGUUGUGCCCUAUGGCUCAGUGGUUCACGAGGAAGCUGAUAAUGUGCUGAACUUCUUCAGUGGCAAAACCUGAAACUGUCUAAAAACAUGGAAUGUGUUUUAGGGGCCAGUGUGGAAGCAGAGAGAAAGAGAUGGUGCCGUUCAGAGAGAUUUGUUUCUUUUCAGAUCUCGAGAACUAAAGAAUAACCAAUAAUUUAGUCCCUCUUCAACAGCCAGACUCAGCAAGGAGCUUGGGACACACCCAGCAAGAAGAAUCAGGAGCUUGGUCCUCCAAAAGAAAGAGAAGUGGGUAGUAUUGCAAGCUGCCACCAUCUUUACCACUCCAUCCUCCCCCACUCCCACCAUCCAUCAUGGCUCCAAAGACGCAUUGGCAUCUUGCCCAUGCAGGUAGAAGAAACUUGGGAGUAGGACCUCCAGACUUCCUCAGAGCAAAAGAAGACAAAACAGUGCUGGCUGUAAGAAUGCAGCUGGCUUUUGAUCAGAACCCUUAUGCUAACUUGACCACACACACUCUUGGGGCAGUUCAAGCCUGUGAUGUGCGUAUGCUCCAGGAAGCCUGGCUUGGUUGUCAGCGUGUAGAGCUCACAAAUAUCUCUUGCAGGCGUACCCUACAGCUAGACUCUAGGAUGAAAAUGACUUUCAAAAGGUGCUGGAUUUGAGUUUGUUCAAAUUUCUCAUUAACCACUAAUGUUAAUUCAUACCAGAGGCAAAGCAAUUCUAAACCAGCUGAUGCUGUUAGGUUCGUGUUUUAAGCUACUUCAAACACAGUGAAAGGGUUGCAAUGGGAGCCAAGUCUCAGAAGUAAAAAUCCAUAUGUUCUAAUAGCUCUUUGAUGUAUCAGGUGUGGGAUGAUUCUUCCGGGAGAAAUUUGAAUCAGCAGAAUUAAGUGUUAACGAAAAUCCUGCAUUGCUUUGAUUCACAUAUUUAAAGACCUAGAUUUCUAUGCACAAGGAAUAAAGGGCCCAUUCACCAAAUGCGAGUCACAACAUAAACUACCAAAUUGUUUUUUAUUUGCUAGGAACACAAAGCUGUCAUUGCACAUAAUAAUUGGGCAGAGAAGGUUGAGAAAAAGGAAAAUUUGGAUUUUGAAACAGGAUGUCCUAUUUAUCAUUCAAUGCCAAGAUUUGAAAAUGUUCAGUGUGGUGUGGCUUAUUUAUAAGACAGCAAUGAGGAGCCCUAAAAGCCUGGAGAUGCUGUGAGUUUCCAGACCUUUUUGCUGGGUCCUGGGAAUCCGAGCUUUGUUCCCUGUGCAUGGUGAAUAAUUGAAACCAAGAGGACACGGUGUAGACACUGUGGAAGAUUACUUCCGCAGCCCAUGUCUUCUGGGCCCUAUUAUUCAUUGUUAAUUUAAAUACAGGACUACCAAAACAUAGACACCUACCAUGAGUCUGGUAGAAAAACAAAAGUAAAAGCUGCACAAGCUACAUACAGUUUAUUAUUCUAAUGUAAGUAGAACUAUCUGCAUAUAAUGUGAUUUAAUUUAUUGUUGUUUUGUGUAGAAAAUGAAAAUUAAUGACUGUGGAUAUGACCCCUGUUUUGUAUAAUAUAUUUUAUUUCUGGUGCAAACUGGUCAUUUAAAGUAUCUACUUCAUUUGGUGUUUGGAUAUAAAUGUGUAUGUGUUCUUGUAAAUGUUUCUAUUAAGCAAGAAUGCCACAUGCUCACAGUAUAACAAUGUGUUCUCAUUAAAAAAUACAUCCCACAGAAA